GUUAAACUCUGAAUUGCAUGUAUUUAAUGGGUAAUUCGAGUCACUGGUUAUAUCAAAUUUUGCCAACGAGUUACUAACUUCUAUGAGAUCGGGUUCAUAUUCAACGGGCUGCUCUGCAAUAUAUGUGUGUUUACAAUAAUAUGGGUUUUGUGGAUAGUGAUAAAACUAGCUCUUUCAACUAGUGAACCGAUACAGGCUGAAACCAGAACAAAGAAAGGGAAACCAUUUGGUGACCGAACUAUAAAGAAUGGAAUCAUUGUUAUGCCGGAUUGACUGUUCAGAGGCAUUAAAGCUUGUGUAAAUUCCAUGGCCUGUGUUCAAAAAGCCAACUGGAUAUCACAAACCAAAUCAUACAUCUGUGCCCUCUGCAGCGAAGGCAGAAUGAUUGAUGCAUUGCCUACGCUUCAUCUCAUCAUCCGCCAAAACGUUCCUCUGGACUCUGAUGUCUUGGGCUCUCUCCUGCAGGCCUCUAAAUCCCUUCCACAUACCCAACAACUCCAUACCAACUUGCUCACCAGAGGCUUCAUUCAGGACGUCUUCUUAGCCACCAAAUUGGUGCAUUUAUACGCGUCAUGUGGCCUCAGAGAAAAUGCCCGCAUGGUGUUUGAUUCAAUAACAAAAAAGAAUAUUUUCUUAUGGAAUGCCAUGAUCAGAGGAUACGCUUGGAAUGGUCCCUAUGAAGAAGCCAUUAAGCUUUAUUACCAAAUGCAAGAGCAAGGCACGUACCCAGAUGGUUAUACUUACCCCUUUGUAUUAAAGGCUUGCGCUGCUUUAUCGGCUCUGCAACAGGGCAGGGAGAUUCAUUAUCAGAUUGUUAGAAGUGGGAUUGAAUUGGAUGUUUUUAUUGGCACUGCGCUUGUUGAUAUGUACGCUAAAUGUGUUUGUUUAGAUGAAGCACGGCAAGUGUUUGACAAAAUGUCUCAAAAAAACGUGGUUUCAUGGAAUGCCAUAGUUGCUGGGUCUGCUCAAAAUGGGCGUCCUGUUGAGACGUUGGAGAUAUUUAGGCAAAUGCAGAAAGAUGGUGUGAAGCCGGAUUCAGUCACAGUAGUCAGUCUGUUGCCUGCGUGUGCACGCUUAGAAAUUCUGAAACAAGGCAAUGAAAUCCAUGGCUAUGUACUUCGAAAUGGUUUCGAUGCUUAUGUUAACGUGGGGACUUCGCUUAUAGAUAUGUAUGCUAAAUGUGGGAGGAUGGAGAAAGCACGCAAUGUGUUUGACGGAAUGCUUAAAAGAGAUGUGGCUUCCUGGAAUGCUAUGAUUGUAGGCUAUGCUCAAAAUGGAGAUGCCAAUGAGGCCUUGGCAUUAUUUGAUCAUAUGCAAGUAGUGGCAGAAGUGGAAAUCAAUUUGAUUACUUUGUUGGGUGUGUUACCUGCAUGCGGUCAUUUAGCGGCUCUGCAACAGGGUAAGUGGAUUCAUGACUAUGCCGUCAGAAAUGGGUUUGAGUUAGAUGUAUCUUUGGUGACUGCUCUCAUAGAUAUGUAUGUCAAAUGCGGUAGCAUAGAGAUUGCACGGCAGUUGUUUGACAGAACGUCCGAAAGAGACUUGGUUUUAUGGAAUGCAAUGAUUGGGGGAUAUGGAAUGCAUGGACAUGCUAAUGAUGCUGUUGCACUUUUCUCUCAACUGCAAGAAACAGGUAUGAAACCAGAUGAAAUAACUUUCAUUGGUAUUUUGAAUGCCUGCGGUCAUGCCGGACUUGUUGAGGAAGGCUGGCGAUACUUCCAUUGCAUGUCUCAAAUGUAUGGUAUCACGCCCACAUUGGAACACUACGCUUGUAUGGUCAACCUUCUUGGCCGCUGCGGGAAGUUGGAUGAGGCAAAAAGUUUCAUUAGUAAUAUGCCAUUAGAGCCCGAUGCUGGGAUAUGGGGAACACUGCUUGGUGCUUGCAGAGUUCACUGCCAUAUUGAAUUGGCUGAAUGGGCUUCUGAACACCUCUUUUAUUUAGAACCUAAAAAGGCUGUAAAUUAUAUUCUGCUGUCAAAUAUUUAUGCUGCAGCUGGAAUGUGGGAUGGUGUAGCAAAGGUAAGAGCUAUGAUGAAAGAAACUGGGUUGACAAAAAGUCCAGGAUGCAGCUGGAUUGAGCUUGGCAAUAAACUACAUACAUUCCUUGUUGGAGACCAAUCACACCCACAAUCAGCAGAAAUCUACGCCAUGUGGGAAAGCUUGCUUGAGCAGAUGAAAAAGGCUGGUUAUGUUGCUGACAAAAGUUUUGUGCUGCAUGAUGUGGAGGACGAUGAUAAAGAAUCCAUCGUUGGGAGUCACAGUGAAAAGCUGGCAGUUGCUUUUGGUAUUAUUAAUACAGACCCUGGAGUAAGAAUCCAGGUCACUAAGAACCUCCGAGUGUGCGGUGAUUGCCACAAUGCCAUAAAGCAUGUAUCUAAAAUUGUCAGUCGAGAAAUUAUUGUGAGGGAUCCAAACCGUUUCCAUCAUUUCAGGGAUGGAUAUUGUUCUUGUGGAGAUUAUUGGUAUAAAAUGAAGAUGGAUGUUUUCUCGCUCAUCAUGGCGUGGGGUUUGGAGUUGGAAGAAACCACUGCAACGGUGAGAAGAGUAAUGCAGACAAUAGGGCAUGAUGACUUUUUGGUAGGGAUGGACUCCCUUUUACAAUGGGCAGAGUUGGGUGUGGGUUUUGAUGCACGGGAGGGAUUGGAGACAGAUGCAAACGGUGGAAAUGUUGGUUUCCAUUUUUUAGGUGGGCGAGAGGAUAUAAUGCAAAGCUACAUAGUAACCAAAGAAAUGAAAUUCGAAAGCAUAAAUUCCAUUAAAUGCUUUCAAACCAGAGUUAUCGCGUGUGGAGAGAAUUUCAACAUGGUCUAUCUUCAUAUUGAUCUAAGGUUUAUCCGCAGUUUUUCUACUGGGACACCACUGCAUCGCAACCUAGUAUGCAAGGAAACCCAAUUCAAAGAAGCAUUGCAAAGCUUAUGGCGCGAUAAUAGUAAUAAUAAAGCCGAACAAGGUAUUGCACAUGAUCCUCGAACCUUUUCAUUUCUGUUGAAUGGCUGUCAAAUCUUCAAAGCACUUUCACAGGGAAAGCAGCUACAUACCCAACUUAUCAGAAAUGGAUUUUACAAAGACUCAUUUUUGGGAACUCGCCUUAUUGCCAUGUAUGCUGCAAAUGGACGCAUGGUUGAUGCACGCCAACUGUUUGACAAAAUGCCUCAACGAAAUAAGCUCUCAUGGAAUGCUAUGAUUAGAGGGUAUGCCUGGGCUGGACCGUAUACUGAAGCCAUUCAGCUCUAUUAUGAAAUGCAACAGGAAGGAGUAACUCCAGACAAUUAUACGUUUCCUAUCGUACUCAAAGCAUGUGCUAGCCUGUUAGCUCUGGAAGAAGGUAAGAAAAUCCACCAGCAAAUUAGGAGACUUAGACUUGAAUCUGAUAUUUUUGUUGCGGCGGCUCUGAUAGAUAUGUAUGCAAAAUGUGAGAGUUUAGAUGAUGCACGCCAGGUGUUUGACAAAAUGCCUACAAGAGAUGUGGUUUCAUGGAAUGUUUUGAUUUUUGGUUAUUUGAAAUGUGGAAGAGUACAGGUAGCACGCGACUUGUUUGACAAAAUUCCUGAAAAGAAUGUGAUUUCAUGGACUACAAUGAUUGCGGGAUAUGUGCAUAAUGGACUCUAUCAUGAGGUAUUAACCCUCUUUGAUCAAAUGCAAGAGACAGAUAUGAAACCUAACAGGGUUACGGUACUGAGGGUAAUAACUGCAUGUGCUCAUUUAGCAGCUCUGCAGAAAGGAAAAGAAAUCCAUGAUUAUGCAACUAAGAGCGGACUAGAGGCUGAUGCUUCUGUGGUUACUGCUCUGAUUAAUAUGUAUGCCAAGUGUGGAAGAAUAAAUGAUUCAUGCAGCGUAUUUGACAAAAUGCCUCAGCGAAAUAACCUCACAUGGAAUGCUAUGAUUAGAGGGUAUGCCCGGGAUGGACCGUAUAAUGAAGCCAUUCAGCUCUAUUAUCAAAUGCAACAGGAAGGAGUAACUCCAGACAAUUAUACGUUUCCUGUCGUACUCAAAGCAUGUGCUAGCCUGUUAGCUCUGGAAGAAGGUAAGGAAAUUCACCAUCAAAUUAGGAGAAUUGGACUUGAAUCUGAUAUUUAUGUUGCGGCAGCUCUGAUAGAUAUGUAUGCAAAAUGUGGGAGUUUAGAUGAUGCACGCCAGGUGUUUGACAAAAUGCCUACAAGAGAUGUUGUCUCAUGGAAUGUGUUAAUUUCUGGUUAUUUGAAAUCUGGAAGAAUACAGGUAGCACGCCACUUGUUUGACAAAAUUCCUGAAAGGAACGUGAUUUCAUGGACUACAAUGAUUGCGGGAUAUGUGCAAAAUGGACUCUUUCAUGAGGCAUUAAUACUCUUUGAUCAAAUGCAAGAGACAGAUAUGAAACCUAACAGGGUUACCCUGGUGAGCGUACUACCUGCAUGUGCUCAUUUAGCAGCUCUGCAGAAAGGAAAAGAAAUCCAUGAUUAUGCAACUAGGAGCGGACUACAGGCUGAUGCUUCUGUGGUUACUGCUCUGAUUAAUAUGUAUGCCAAGUGUGGAAGAAUAAAUGUUGCUCGUGGGUUGUUUGACAAAAUGCCAAGAAAAGAUGCAAUUGCAUGGAAUGCAAUGAUUGCAGGGUAUGGAAUGCAUGGACUUGGAGAGGAAGCUGAUGUUCUAUUUGUCCAAAUGCAACAAGCUAGAGUAAAACCAGAUGAUGUUACAUUUAUUGGUGUUUUGUCUGCAUGUAGUCAUGCGGGCCUGGUGGAAAAGGGCUCGAAAUACUUUAAUUGUAUGAGUCAAGAGUAUUGCUUAGAACCUAAACUGGAGCACUAUGCUUGCAUGGUUGACCUUCUUAGUCGUGCAGGGCAUCUAAAUGAAGCCCGGGAUCUUAUUGAGAGCAUGCCUUUUGAACCUUCACCUAGUGUAUUAGGAGCUUUUCUUGGUGGCUGUAGAAUUCAUGGCAACAUUAGGUUAGGAGAACAUGUUGCAGAACGCCUUUUAGAAAUAGAACCUAAUAAUAUAGGAAAUUAUGUAUUGCUUUCAAACAUUUAUGCUGAAGCUGGAAGAUGGGAUGAUGUUACAAAGAUGAGAAUAAUGCUAAAAGAAAGGGGUUUGAAAAAGAGUCCUGGAUGUAGCUGGAUUGAAUUAAGUAAAAAGGUCCAUGCUUUCAUCGGAGGAGACAGGUCACAUGCGCAAUCAGAGGAAAUCUAUAAGUUGUUGGGGAACUUGAGCAAGGAAAUGAAGAAGGCUGGGUAUGUACCUGAUACCAGUAUUGCACUCCAUGAUGUAGCAGAGGAAGAGAAAGAAUUUGCCCUUUCUACUCAUAGUGAAAGAUUGGCAAUUGCUUUUGGGAUUUUGAACACAGCUCCUGGGACAGCUAUCCAGAUAACCAAAAAUCUCCGUGUUUGUGGAGACUGCCACACUGCCACCAAAUUCAUCUCCAAGAUAGUUAGAAGAGAGAUCAUCGUAAGGGAUAUAAAUCGUUUUCAUCAUUUUAAGGAUGGAUUAUGUUCUUGUGGAGAUUACUGGUGAUGCUAACUAUAUGAGAAAUUGAUUUUUUUAAUCGAAAAUGGUGAUUUAUUCUGACAAAACCACGAGAUUUUGAAAAAACAUAAUUGCCGAGCAUACCGAGAAACAAUUUAUUGCAAUAGAUUACUAUUUAACCAAGAAUUUGCUUCCAUGAAUGAUAGUGUUGGGAGAAUGAUGAACUUGGACUCUGAUUCUUAUCCAAGGCAAUGCUUGAAUCUGGAUAGAGUAUGGAGCUGUUAAGAGAUUUUCUCAAUACGAUUUUCCAUUUCUAUUCGAGUUAUCCUGCACUUGCACGUAAUCACCAUGGCAUAUCCUUAUACUACACUCUAGGUGGUUAUAUGAAUCAAAGCAUGGCCUGCAUGCGGUACAUGUUAAGCCAUAUGAUUCCUUGAAUUCAUGUAACAGAACGAUGGAAGUUUAUGUGUAUCUUAUUUAUUGUGACAAUGUUGAGAGAAUGGUGGACGUGGUCCCGGAUUCUCAUACAGGGCGAUUAUCCAAACUUAAGAAAAUUUCCUGGUCAGGUUUAUAUGAUUUCUGUGGUUUUCUGUAAAAUUCAAGUUUGUCUUUCUGCACCAAAAUUUGCUUCUAUCUUUGAUUUUUAUCUAAGAAGUCUGUCCUACUCAUUCUAUUCAAAAAGUCUGGGUUCAAAAACUCUCCCCGACUUUUUGAAUCUCAUCAGUGUUAACCAUCCUCCAUCCUUCGAGCUAAAUACAAAAAAAUUAAAUUUAAUUUUGA
Cryptomeria japonica (Japanese cedar) is the source of this 6213-nucleotide messenger RNA. RefSeq lists its product as uncharacterized. Bases 307 to 5481 code for a protein of 1724 amino acids. Gene Ontology annotation, molecular function: zinc ion binding; RNA binding; protein binding. The transcript is spliced from 6 exons. The record is from RefSeq and is a predicted model, not a curated record. Lineage: Eukaryota; Viridiplantae; Streptophyta; Pinopsida; Cupressales; Cupressaceae. Gene Ontology annotation, biological process: RNA modification.